UUCUUCUUCUUCUUCUUCUUCUUCUUCUUCUCAAGAAAAGUAUGAUGUAUUUCUCAGUUCAGGGGUGAGGAUACCCGCGAUGGUUUUACUGGACAUCUUUAUAAUGCUCUGUGUCAAAAGCAUGUCAACACAUACAAGGAUGAUGAAAACCUUGAAAGCAGCCAUAGAUUCUCUGAAAUCAUGGAGGCGAUUAGGGAAUCUAAGAUUUGCAUAAAAGUUUUCUCCAAAGACUUUGCAUCUUCCACAUGGUGUUUGGAUGAAGUGGUCCGCAUAAUCGAAUGCAAGAGAGAUGGAAAUGAUGUUAUAAUACCCAUUUUUUAUGGCAUUGAACCAUCCACCGUACGGAAACAGGAGCAGAGUUAUGCUGAAGCAUUCGCCAGACACGAACAACGUUUUAAAGACAGUAUCUACAAGGUGCACCGGUGGAGCAAUUCUCUCAAGGAAGUGGCUGGUAUCAGAGGUUAUAAUUCAAAGAAAGGAAGGCCGGACUACAUGCUAAUUCAAAAAAUUGUAGAAGACAUUUUAUUAAAAUUGCGUAAAUAUCAAUUAACAAAUGAUCAUUUCAAGGGCAGCCUUGUUGGGAUGACAGAAUGUAUCAAGGAAAUUGAAUCAUUGUUAUCCAUUGGCUUAAUGGGUGUCUGCAUCAUAGGUGUUUGAGGCAUGGGAGGAAUUGGUAAAACCACCUUGGCUAGUGUUAUUUAUCAAAUAUUUUUAUAUUCUCAUUUUGAAGGUUAUUGCUUUCUUAAGAAUGUUAGGGGAGAAUUCGAAAGAUAUGGAAUAAAUCAUUUAAGAAAGAAUCUUCUUUCCAUGUUGUUAAAGGAUGAAGCUAUUCUAAACAUGGACACCCCAUUUGUAGUAUCAAUCUUUAUUCAAGACAGAUUCCAUCAUAAAAAGGUCCUUGUCGUUUUAGAUGAUGUGGAUGCAGUAUCCACAUUACAAUAUUUAAUUGAAGGUUUUGACCAGUUUGCUGAUGGAAGUAGAAUCAUUGUCACUACUAGAGAUGUGCAGUUGCUUAGGUUAGUGGCUGAUAAAAUUUAUGAGGUUAAGAAGUUAAAUCACUUUGAAGCCCUUCAGCUCUUUAGCUUGCAUGCUUUUGGACAAAAUUCUGAUCUUGCAACGAAUUAUGAAAAUUUACCAGAAAAAGUGGCAAAUUAUGCGGAUGGCAAUCCAUUAGCUCUUAAAGUCUUGGGCUCUUCCCUUCACUCCAAAAGCAAGAAAAAAUGGGAAAGUGCAUUGGGUAAGCUGCAAAUAGAUCCUCACCAGGACAUUCAAAAGGUGUUGAAAAUAAGUUAUGAUGGAUUAAGCAACAAAGGCAUCCAGGAUAUAUUUCUUGACAUUGCAUGCUUCUUUAAUGAUGGAACUGAUAGAGAAUAUGGAGAAAACAUACUACAUCGUAGUGAGCAUUUUGAUACAACAAUAGGAAUAAGCAUUCUCAUUGAUAAGUGCUUAGUUAUCAAAUGUCAAAGAAAGUUGUACAUGCAUGCUUUAGUACGACAGAUGGGCAAGGCGAUUGUUUGUGAUGAAAACAAAGAACCUGGAAAACGUGGUAGACUAUGGAAGACUAAGGAUGUUUGCCAUGUAUUGGAAAGAAAUACGGGAAGCUCUACAAUUGAAGGCAUAUUAUUGAAUCAGUCUGAACUUCAAAAAAUGUAAAAGUGAUGCCUACAG
Molecule: messenger RNA, 1668 nt
Organism: Ziziphus jujuba (common jujube)
Lineage: Eukaryota; Viridiplantae; Streptophyta; Magnoliopsida; Rosales; Rhamnaceae
Product: disease resistance protein RUN1-like
Exons: 3
Coding region: 661-1653 (330 amino acids)
Biological process (GO): defense response
Molecular function (GO): ADP binding
Source: RefSeq, a predicted model, not a curated record